Drosophila kikkawai is the source of this 484-nucleotide messenger RNA. RefSeq lists its product as uncharacterized. The record is from RefSeq and is a predicted model, not a curated record. Lineage: Eukaryota; Metazoa; Arthropoda; Insecta; Diptera; Drosophilidae.
UGUCAGCUGGCUUACAUUAGUGUUGCCAAUCACACACACCACACACACAGCAGUCUCAUUAACAUUUCCUUCAAAAAAACCCAAGAAGAUGAAAAAUUCCUCGAAUUUCCUUGACUUGUUGAACCAACCCGAUCUGCUGAAGUGCCCCUCGGGCAGUGCCGUCAUUAACUUUUUGGUCAAGCCAAUAAGCAUUGAGAUGGCCACCGCCGAUCAGCUAAUCAUUGGAGCCAGGCGCCAGCGAAUGAUGGAGCUGUUCGAGAAGGAUCGCGCCUGGGAGGCAGCCGAGCUGUCCCGCUUUGGCUUGAGCUGCAUCAAGGCCCCGGACUGUUAUCCCUGCUGCACGCGCUACGAGUGCUCAAAGGCGAAGCUGUAGCAACUCAAGAAGGGUUUUGAAUUCUGGAUUCUUAAAUUUAUUCGUCUAUAUGAUAAUGAAUUUUGAAGGUGGAAAUAGCUUUGGAUAAAAUUAAAACUAUUGUGAUUUGAA